AUGCAAGGAGGUCUGCGUCUCGUUCGAGUCGCUCACAUCACAGCAGUGGCGAGAGUGCGUAUGGGGGCAAUUUCUAUCAAUCAUCAACAGUCACUUUUUAGUGGCUCUUCGGUAUUUUAUUGCGCUAGCGCCAGUGGUGGCCACGUCUCCGAUAAUACGCUGACUACCCGAGACGAGAAGGGAAAUUCGUUGAUUCGGGUGAAACGGCUCCCGCUUACGUUAAUAGAAGAAGUUCCUCUUCCACAGCGUGUCUUGACAGAUCUUGAACUCGUGAUGAUGGCGUGGUGUGAAGAACAUGCGCGGCAGUACGCUAUGAUCAUGAUGGCCAUCCGUGUGGCAAUAUUUUUUUUGCUGCUCAUUAUCCUCUAUGUGUUCUACCGAACCCAACUUUCCAGUGAGCGGAUGAUACGAGGGGUGGCUCAUAUGCCAGCGGACCUUCGUAUUGGUAGCGUGGUCUACUUUGACAUUGCGGAAAACGGUGCAGAUAUUGGCCGGGUUGUUAUUGGACUUCUUAACGAGAAAUGCCCUCUUUACUGUGAGUACUUUCACCGAAGGUGUACAGGGAGCGGUGAUACAGGCGACUCGUUUCGAGGUAUGCAGUUGGCUGCUAUUGUUCCACGACAUUGUUUGAUAUUUGGUGAUGGGAGGGAAAUGACCCACGACGUCACUGGUUUUAAUCCACAUUACUUGCCUACCGAACACCUUGGGACAGGAUCAUGGAGAGGGGCUUUGUCUUCUAUUGCAUACGGAGUUAACAAGGAAAGCCCCAAUUUUGCCAUUCACGUUUCUGCUGGUGACUAUGCCCCUCAAAUAUUUGCUUUAGUUAUUGGAGGAUUUGAUGUGGUUGAGAGAAUCAAUGCUGGGGGUUCAAAGCAUGGCAACGCCCCAAAGAAGGGCUUUACGAUAGUAGAAUGUGGUGAGUUGUGCACGCUUGCCAAAUCACAUAUCGUUCCCAUGCCAUGGAAACUUUACGAAAGUAUUUCUAAGGGGUAUGACGAAGAAAAGUUUGGUGAAAGAAUCCCUCGUGACUUCCUUGAGAGGUCUGACGAACAUUCUACUGCCAGGGUGCUGAAUAGCACAACUGGUCAGGAGAAAAUAGGAAAGACAGUGCCUUGGUGGAGAUUUUUGUGGUAA
Messenger RNA from Trypanosoma cruzi, 1134 nucleotides. Its product is annotated as cyclophilin-like protein, putative. The record is from RefSeq and is a predicted model, not a curated record. Gene Ontology annotation, molecular function: peptidyl-prolyl cis-trans isomerase activity. The transcript has a single exon. Lineage: Eukaryota; Euglenozoa; Kinetoplastea; Trypanosomatida; Trypanosomatidae. Gene Ontology annotation, cellular component: intracellular membrane-bounded organelle. Gene Ontology annotation, biological process: protein peptidyl-prolyl isomerization. The coding region runs from base 1 to 1134 and encodes 377 amino acids.